UGGUAAACAAAUAAACAAACCGGACCGGGCCGAGAUUCAACUAUAUGUCAAGACUCGUCAAUUUCGAAGUUUCGAACUCUUGUUUCUACGGUCCUGUCAAAUAUUAAAUAUUUGUACUUUUGCAUUCUCUAUGUGGUUCGUUUGAUUCGAGAAUUUUUGACACUACAGACCUCUGUAACUGACGUGUAUCUGUGGCCCGACGAAAAAUGGCACUCCGGACGUACGGUGACAAGCCGAUCAGUUUCCAAGUGGAAGAGAAUGGCGAAUACUACUGCAUUGGAUCCGAGGUCGGCAAUUACUUGCGACUGUUCCGUGGUUCUUUGUACAAACGGUAUCCGGGCAUGUUUCGCAGGACCAUUACGAACGAUGAGAGGAAACGUUUAAUUGAUUUGGGUUUAAGUGCUCAUUGCCUGGCCUCUAGUGUAUCACUAUUAAGGGCAUCUGAAGUUGAAGAUAUUAUUGAUGGUAAUGAUGAACGUUACAAAGCUGUAUCUGUAACUUCAACUGAACCAUUAAUUACAAGAGAAUCUAAAGGAAAAAAAUCAGUUCCAUGGGUUCCAUCAUUACCAAACAGUUCACAUUUGGACGCUGUUCCUCAGGCUACACCCAUCAACCGUAAUAGAAUUAUACAAAAAAAAGUCAGGACGUUCCCAUUAUGUUAUGAUGAUACUGAUCCGGCAAACAUUCACGAGAAUGCUAACUUUUCUGAAUUGUUGGUUCCAAUCAGACUCGAUAUGGAAAUUGAAGGACAAAAAUUGAGAGAUACAUUUACUUGGAACAAAAAUGAAAGUUUAAUAACUCCAGAACAGUUUGCUGAAGUACUAUGUGACGAUUUAGAUUUAAACCCUCUGCCAUUUGUACCAGCCAUCGCACAAUCUAUACGUCAGCAAAUUGAAGCAUUUACUAAUGAUAAUAUUUUAGAUGAACAACAUGACCAAAGAGUUAUUAUCAAGUUAAACAUCCAUGUAGGUAAUACAUCAUUAGUGGAUCAAGUUGAAUGGGACAUGGGUGAAAAAGAUAAUUCACCUGAACAGUUUGCCAUGAAACUAUGUGCCGAACUAGGGCUUGGCGGAGAAUUUGUAACUGCCAUUGCAUACUCCAUCAGAGGGCAGUUGAGCUGGCAUCAGCGUACCUACGCUUUCAGUGAGGCCCCACUGUCAGUCGUUGAGACUCCAUUUAGACCACCAUCAGAUGCCGACCAAUGGAGUCCAUUCCUGGAGACAUUGACAGAUGCAGAAAUGGAAAAGAAGAUUAGAGAUCAAGACAGGAACACUAGGCGAAUGCGAAGACUGGCCAACACCACACCAGGAUGGUAAUAACAUCAUUAUUAAGUAUUUUAAAUAUAAGUUAACUCGCCUACCGUGAGUCAAACCCAGAUCAAGGUCCCAUCACAGCUCCAUGUUAACAUCUUCAACAGCGAUACAACUGCAACAUUUUUUAUUUAAAAUUAUUAUACGUAUUACAUUAUAUAAAACAAAGUUAGAAUAAUAAAUCAUUUUUAUAAUUUAUUUUUAAUUGUGUUUGAAUGUACACCCUGUACAUUUGAUUUACUUCAGAACUUUGGUACUAAAAUGUCAUUGAAAUCUAAUAGUGGCUUUGUAAUAUAGUAAUUAAUGUAAUACUUUAUUAUGAUACGGUUACUAUAGUAACUUAUUGUAAAAGGACAAAAGGUGCACCAAACUAACAACUGUUUUGUGUUGUUUGUUUUGACAAUGUAAUUGAGUUUUAAAAUAAUAUAAAAAUCUGAACUAGUAUAGUA
This is a messenger RNA of Metopolophium dirhodum (rose-grain aphid), 1759 nucleotides long. It is a transcript of the gene Snr1, whose product is annotated as SWI/SNF-related matrix-associated actin-dependent regulator of chromatin subfamily B member 1. The record is from RefSeq and is a predicted model, not a curated record. The transcript is spliced from 10 exons. NCBI's taxonomy places the organism in Eukaryota, Metazoa, Arthropoda, Insecta, Hemiptera, Aphididae. Gene Ontology annotation, biological process: regulation of transcription by RNA polymerase II; chromatin remodeling. Gene Ontology annotation, cellular component: nuclear chromosome; nucleus. Gene Ontology annotation, molecular function: transcription coregulator activity. The coding region runs from base 207 to 1316 and encodes 369 amino acids.